AAGUCCCCCCCCCCCUCUCUCUCUCUCUCUCUCUCCUUCCCUUGCCGGGCCUUUUUCUCUCCGCCUCAGAGCUUCGUGAGGUGGAACUUUUCAAACUUCGUGGCUCUUCAGUCAUACGAGCGGUGACCUUGGUGUCAGCACAUCUGCUCCCCGCACAGACCCGAGCCGGCCCGGGAGUCGGGAGUGGACCCUGGUAGCGCUGCUCAUACUCCCAGAAGCUCAAGACAUCUUUGACCUGACGGCCCAGUCUGGAGAUGGACCGAGCAUCGUGGCGCUCUGUGGCCGCCUCUGUUUAAACCGAACCAUCAUGCUGCCUCAGCGGCUCCUCUGCUUGCUGCUGUGUAGCGACAUCGGUGCCGCUCCGCUCCGCCGGAGUCCCGGUCCUCGUAAUGACGCUACCACCCCUGAGAGGAAUGCACUGAGCAGGUCGUGCCCCCCACAAACAGCCAGCCGCGUAGCCGAGUUUCCCCCGCUGGGCCCGAAACCAGCCAAGCUACAGGGAGCGCUGCGCCAACGCUCUGUGCGUAAAAGUUCUGCACUAAAUAGACAUUUACGCACAGAGGAGAGCAGGCGAAAAGCUCAGUGUGCUGUGGAAGAAGGGCUGAAAAAAAACGGGCAUGGGCUUAAAUGCGGAAUCAGAACAGAUGAGAAGGAUCCGAGGUUCAAUCAGAACCGGAGGAAGCGAAGCGAGCCGCUGUUGGAGGCGUCGGUCGCUCUGCCGGUCGCUAUGGCGCAGGAGCGUGACCCCCGGUUCCCCUUGAUAUUCAACAGCAGCGACUAUGAGGAGGAGGAUUAUUCCCUGCCGGACACUCCUGACACCUCGCCAGGGAACCCGCGGACCAGACCCAAGCAGAUGAAGAACCCAUUUUAUCCCCUCACUGCCGCGUCCUACGGAGCCUGGGCGGUGCUGCUGGUGGCCGCCGUCAUCUUCAGCGUAGGCAUCAUUGGGAACGUGGCGCUCAUGUGCAUUGUGUGUCACAACUACUACAUGAGGAGCAUCUCCAACUCCCUGCUGGCAAACCUUGCGCUCUGGGACUUCAUAGUUGUCUUCUUCUGCCUGCCGCUCGUGGUUUUCCAUGAGCUCACCAAGAACUGGCUGCUGGGAGCGUUUUCCUGCAGGAUCGUCCCCUACCUGGAGGUGGCGUCUCUCGGGGUCACCACCUUCACACUGUGUGCUCUGUGCAUCGACCGUUUUCGUGCAGCCACCAAUGUGAAGAUGUACUAUGAGAUGAUUGAGAACUGGGCAUCCACCACAGCCAAGCUGGCAGUCAUUUGGGUUGGAGCAUUGCUGCUGGCUUUACCUGAGCUGCUCAUCCGACAGCUGGUGACAGAGGACCGUGACCCCCCCGAUGUGUCGCCCUGUGAACGUUGUGCGGUUCAGAUCUCCACUGAGCUCCCAGACACGCUGUACGUCCUGGGGCUGACCUAUGACAGCGCACGCCUCUGGUGGUACUUUGGCUGCUACUUCUGCCUGCCCACACUGUUCACCAUCUGCAGUUCGCUGGUCACUGCCAGAAAGAUCCGCCAUGCUGAGCGAGUUUGUGUACGAGGGAGCAAGAAGCAAAUCCAGCUGGAGAGCCAGAUGAACUGUGCCGUGGUGGCCUUGGCCAUCCUUUACGGUUUCUGCAUCAUCCCUGAGAACAUCUGCAACAUCAUCACAAUGUACAUGGCAACUAGCAUUCCCAGGGAGACCCUGGACAUCCUGCAUCUGGUCAGUCAGCUCUUGCUGUUCUGCAAGUCUGCAGUGACCCCUGUCCUGCUGUUCUUUCUGUGCCAACCGUUCACCAGAGCCUUUCUGGACUGCUGCUGCUGCUGCUGCGAGGAGUGCAGCCCACCCCACAACAGAGAAGUUGAAAAUGAAUGUCCCACAGCUGAGCUGGAGCUCUCACCAUUUAGCACCAUCCACAGAGAGCCCUCCACCUCCGCUGCUUACUCUGCUUUGGGGACACACUGCUGAGAUCAGCGCUACUGCAUGACUGAUCGGCUCCAAGCUGUUUCAUUCUGAGACCCCAACUUGAUGCCAGCUGACAGACUCAUAACGAAAGUGUCUGUCUAUCCAGUGUUUGCUGAAAUUGAUUUCAGCCCAAAUCCAUGAAACCUUUUUUUAAUAGUAGAAGGUUUCUGUUAUUUUUCUCAAGGUAUUGCCAUCCUCAUAGCAUCAUACUUUUUACAUGUAGAGUAGCCCUCUAGAAGCAACACAUUUCAGAAUCUGGAAUCACCGAUAUGGAAGAGCAGCCUGCCUGCAGCCUGUUUUGAUCUCUUUGGAGAGAAAAUAUGAAAGAGGCAGUAUUGUGUAAAAUCAAACUUUUUGAGCUUUACCUCAUGUUAUAAUGUUUUUCCCUAUCAAAAACAUACCUGGAGUGUUGCUGUGAUUCUUUCAUGCCUGUUUGAGUAAUCCUUUAAUCUCCAUGGCAACUGCCUUCAAGACGCAGCUCCUCUCUGAAGCUGCAGUCUCCAGCUGAGCUUCCCUCU
Molecule: messenger RNA, 2472 nt
Organism: Poecilia latipinna (sailfin molly)
Lineage: Eukaryota; Metazoa; Chordata; Actinopteri; Cyprinodontiformes; Poeciliidae
Gene: gpr37a
Product: G protein-coupled receptor 37a
Exons: 2
Coding region: 308-1957 (549 amino acids)
Biological process (GO): adenylate cyclase-inhibiting G protein-coupled receptor signaling pathway; positive regulation of MAPK cascade
Cellular component (GO): signaling receptor complex; plasma membrane
Molecular function (GO): prosaposin receptor activity; G protein-coupled peptide receptor activity
Source: RefSeq, a predicted model, not a curated record